Eruca vesicaria subsp. sativa (arugula) is the source of this 613-nucleotide messenger RNA. Lineage: Eukaryota; Viridiplantae; Streptophyta; Magnoliopsida; Brassicales; Brassicaceae. The record is from the annotation of a GenBank genome assembly.
CUCUUCCUCAUUCUCCUUUGCCGGACUCCGUCGCUUUCUAAUUUUCCAGUCGUUUAUAGAGUAAGAGAGAGAGAGAGAGAUGGUGAUUCCACCGGCAGUGAGACCACCACGUCUCUUCGACUACCUCAAACCUUACGUCCUGAAGAUGCACUUCACGAACAAGUUUGUUCACGCCCAAGUCAUCCACUCACCGACAGCCACAGUGGCUUGCGCAGCGAGCUCACAGGAGAAAGCAUUGAGAGAAACAAUGAGUAUCACGCGCGACGUGGCGGCUGCUUCAAAGAUUGGUAAAAUCCUCGGGGAGAGACUCUUGAUGAAAGAUAUCCCAGCUGUUACGAUUCACAUGAAGAAAGAGCAGAGGUAUCAUGGUAAAGUCAAGGCUGUGAUUGAUUCCGUCAGGGAAGCUGGUGUCAAGUUACUUUGAUGAUUAUUAUUUGCAACAAACAAUCCAUGAAACCAAAUCAGUUCCGAUCUUGUUGAUUUCGAACAUUGUUGUUUCUUCUUCAUCUUCAGGGUUGUGAAGAAACUUGUUCUAAAGAGAAUGAGUGUUAUAAGCUUUGACUAUUGAGAUAAUAAGACUUUAUAUCAAUUCCAUUUCUGAAAUUUUGACAUA